Sardina pilchardus (European sardine) is the source of this 2691-nucleotide messenger RNA. Its product is annotated as serine/threonine-protein kinase PLK2-like. NCBI's taxonomy places the organism in Eukaryota, Metazoa, Chordata, Actinopteri, Clupeiformes, Clupeidae. Gene Ontology annotation, biological process: mitotic spindle organization; protein phosphorylation. The record is from RefSeq and is a predicted model, not a curated record. Gene Ontology annotation, molecular function: protein serine/threonine kinase activity; ATP binding; protein binding. Gene Ontology annotation, cellular component: centrosome; kinetochore; spindle pole.
CUUGCGCGACCGGGUGGAAUGGAGAUACUACGGACCCUAGCUCACCAACCUGUUAACGGCAAAAACAACAUGUGCGAGAGGUCAAAAGCAGCCGACCUGAGAUCGAAAAAAUCGGAGCAUCACACACAUGCCCAUCAGGAGCUAUCUCGGAUUGUUACGGAUUACAAGACGGGCAGAUGUUACUGCAGAGGGAAAGUGCUCGGAAAGGGAGGUUUCGCCAAGUGCUAUGAAUUUUCGGACUUGGUCACUGGCAAGGUGUACGCUGCUAAAAUCAUUCCACACACUCGCGUCUCCAAACCGCACCAAAGGGCGAAGAUCGACAAAGAAAUUGAGCUGCACCGUGGACUCCACCACAAACACAUUGUGCAUUUUUACCACCAUUUCGAGGACAAAGACAAUAUCUACAUUCUUCUGGAGUACUGCCGCCGAAGGUCUCUGGCUCACAUACUGAAAGCACGCAAGGUCCUUACGGAGCCAGAGGUCAGAUACUACCUAAAGCAGAUAGUGGCUGGACUGAAGUACUUACAUGAGCAGGAGAUUUUACACCGAGACCUGAAACUGGGUGUGGAGGAUGGUACCAUGGCCAGUGUGGUCGACAGUGUGGCCCGAGUCCUUCGAGAUUGUCUGGAGAAAAUGACAGAAGCCGAGUCCAUCCCGAAGAAGAAGGGGGUCAGCACCUCGUUCCUCUGGGUCACCAAGUGGGUGGACUACUCCAACAAGUACGGCUUCGGCUACCAGCUGUCUGACCACAGCGUCGGUGUGCUGUUCAACAACGGCACGCACAUGAGCCUUCUUCCAGACAAGAAGACUGUGCAUUACUCUGCAGAGCUGGGCAGUUGCUGUGUGCUGUCCAGCACGGAGGCCAAAGAGUCCUUUCAAGGCCAGGUUACCAUACUGAAGUACUUCGCCCACUACAUGGAGGAGAACCUCAUGGAUGGGGGGAAUUUGUCAAAGGGCACAGAUGUCAGUAAGCCCAGCCUUUAUCUGCUGCAGUGGCUGAAGUCGGAUCGAGCACUUAUGAUGCUCUUCAAUGAUGGCACCUUUCAGGUGAACUUCUACCACGACCACACCAAGAUCAUCCUGUGUCGCCAGGGCAAGGAGCACCUGCUGAGCUACAUCAACGAGGACCGUGUCUCCACCACCCUGAGCCUCAGCGCGCUGCUCACCAACGGCUGCUCCGCGCACCUGAGAGAGAGGAUGCACUACGCCUACAACAUGCUGAUGCAGCUCUGCAUCUGAGAGCUACACCUACAACAUGCUCAUGCAGCUCUGCAUCUGAAAACUACACCUACAACAUGCUGCAGUUAUGCAUCUGAGAACUACACCUACAGUACAACAUGUUGCAGCUCUGCAUCUGAGAACUACGCCUGCAACAUGCUGCAGUUAUGCAUCUGAGAACUACGCCUGCAACAUGCUGCAGUUAUGCAUCUGAGAACUACGCCUGCAACAUGCUGCAGUUAUGCAUCUGAGAACUACGCCUGCAACAUGCUGCAGUUAUGCAUCUGAGAACUACGCCUGCAACAUGCUGCAGUUAUGCAUCUGAGAACUACGCCUACAACAUGCUGAUGCAGCUCUGCAUCGGAGAACUACACCUACAUGUUGAUGAAACUAUAUAUCUGAGAGCUACACCUGCAACAAUGUGCUGACGAAUUGCAGCUACUGAAAACAACAGACUAAAAAGCAACUGAUGUGUCAAGAUAGUUGGACACUAACUGUGUGUGUGUGUGUGUAUUUGUGUUUGUGUGUGUUUGUGUGUUUGUGUGUGUGUGUGUAUGUGUGUGUGUGUGUGUGUGUGUGUGUGUGUGUGUGUGUGUGUGUGUGUGUGUGUGUGUGUGUAGUCCCACUGGAGUCAUGGGAGAACUGAGAGGAGGUGGAAACAGCUGUACAUAAAUGCCCCUGGGCUGGACCCAGAGAAUGUAUAUAGACGCACUGUUUGUACAUAUCACACCUAUGACCGUGGGCUGGACCCGAAGGCUGUAUAUAGACAUACUGUAUGUACAUACACACUUACUGUACGCACUGAUCUUUGACUGAAGCAGGGGACAGUGGAGAGCACUUAGUACUCUUAGGACUCAUGUAGGGCCUUUGCACACUAGAACCCAUCAUUUCAUAUGCGUACUUUCAAUCCGUAAAAACAUAGAACGUCGCAGUUCACCGAGAUUUGCUGCAGAACGUUGCAGUUCACUGCAGAAGUCUUGUUCACUAUCUCUAUAAAGAUGGAAAAGAAUUCGAACCUAGAUGAAAGUUUCAAAGUCAUUGUGUAAACAUGAUUGACACAUCCUGAGGUCGUAUGUAUUUUCUAUGGUGUCGUUCAAUAUCGGACAAAAAUACACUCUCAUUGUCCAUUGGCCUUUAGACUAGGGCUAGGAGAGCUACAGCAAAGCGCUCCUUUACGUUUGUGGCCUACCCAGUGUACAGCAACAAUCCGUGUAACUGUGAACUGUCCUGUGCUAGAACUAGCGAGUCCGGCGGUGGUCAGCGAUAGCGGAGGACCCUCGUGGGCUACGUGUACAGCUGAUGGAUGGAGUAGCCCGUGGCUUUGGUGUCCACCACCACCGACCCAAACAGCAAGACAGGCGCCAGGGCACACCCGAGCAACCUGGUAGCCAUAGCUGUGUCUUGGUGCCUGUCAUAGACUGUUGUGUUGAGCACUGUGUAUUUAUUUAUUUAAUAAAGUCAUUGAAUAGUUGA